AUGGCUAGGACAGCCGAGGGCCGCAAGAAGUUCAUUGACGGUCUCAUGACGUUCAUGGAUACCUACGGCUUUGAUGGUGCCGAUAUGGAUUGGGAGUAUCCGACUGCUGAGGAUCGUGGAGGCCGACCAGAUGACACCACCAAUUUUGUCCAGCUGUCCGCAGACAUCAAGCAAGCGUUUGCAGGAAGCUACGGAUACACCAUUACACUCCCUGCAUCUUACUGGUAUCUACAGCACUUUGAUCUUGCCAAGCAUCAGGAGUCUGUUGACUGGUUCAACAUAAUGUCCUACGACUUACACGCGUUUGGGAUGAUUGACCUCGGCCUUGACCUUCUUUGGCGCGCUGGCGUGAAGCCGGAAAAGGUAGUCCUUGGCCAAGGGUAUUACGGUCGCUCAUUUACUUUGACCGACCCAUCAUGCAAUACGCCAAACGGAAUCUGUACCUUUUCAGGUGGUGCUGAUGAAGGCUCUUGUUCCGGAGCAUCCGGUGUCCUCACUCUGCAAGAGAUCAAGGACAUUGUGAAGAAGGAAGCCAUCAAGCCCACAUAUGACAAGAAUGCUGGUGUGAAGUGGUUUACAUGGGACUCUAAUCAGUGGGUGUCGUAUGAUGACGAGGAAACACUACCCCACAAGAGAGACUUGGCCAACGAUAGAUGUCUUGGAGGGCUCAUGGUUUGGGCGAUUGAUCAGGUUGAUCAAAAAGCUAAAAGUCUGAACUAUCCCAACGAAAUGAGUGAAGAAGAGAUCCAGGAUGCAGAAACCAUCUACCAAGGUGAGGCCGCCCAAGGUGUCUGCUACACCACGAAAUGCGACGAGAAAUGUGACACUGGUGACCACGAAGCGUCUCAAAUGAGUGGACAACCGGGUCAACUCUCCAACAUGGAUCGUUGUGACGAGGGUAAAUUCCGUCGGCUCUGCUGUCUUAAGGGAUCUACUAUGGGCACUUGUCGAUGGAGAGGAUACCGAGGCCUUGGCCUGUCCUGCACUGGUGGCUGUGGAGAGGACGAGACAGAGAUCACGCAAAAUACUAACCAUCACUCCGACAAAGAAGAUCAGACAUGCUCUGGUGGUACACAAAGCUACUGCUGCAAGGACUUCAAGCCGCCAAUCACAAAAGAACAGGUCAAGGACAAGAUUGAGGACAAAGCAAAAGAUGCUGCGAUUGCUAUUGCUGAAGCCGCGGCGCUUGAGCUCGCAGCUACUGCCUUCUGCCGCAUUGCCAUUACCGCCCUGCUGACGCCUCUCUCAUUUAUUCCCGUCAUUGGAUGGAUCAUUCGCCUCGCGGUCCAAGCCGCUGUUCCGGCACUAGCAAAGCUCUGCGCAAAAGGCAUUGCCAAGGGCGGUAAAUCCGUCUUUAAAUUCCGCGGCAAGGACUGA
This is a messenger RNA of Akanthomyces muscarius, 1377 nucleotides long. RefSeq lists its product as uncharacterized. The record is from RefSeq and is a predicted model, not a curated record. Gene Ontology annotation, molecular function: chitin binding. The transcript is spliced from 4 exons. Gene Ontology annotation, biological process: carbohydrate metabolic process. Bases 1 to 1377 code for a protein of 458 amino acids. NCBI's taxonomy places the organism in Eukaryota, Fungi, Ascomycota, Sordariomycetes, Hypocreales, Cordycipitaceae.